UCCCUCAGGCCCUCGUAGUUCCCCGCCCCUGGGCCUGAGGGCUGUAUCUCUGCAUUCGAGCGGUUUUCGGGAGGAAGGGCCCGGGGUUUAGUUGGCUUGGGACUUUCGGCAUUUACAUGGGUCUCCCCAGCCUGUGGGGCCCUGAGUGGGGAUCGGCACUAGUACCGAUGAGAAAGUGACCCAGAGCUGGAGGAAGAAGAGGAGGAAAUGGCAGCUUCUCAGGGACUUCUGACAGUCAAGGAUGUGGCCAUCGAUUUCUCUCCAGAGGAGUGGGAAUGUCUGGACCUCGGUCAACGGGACCUGUACAGAGAUGUGAUGAUAGAGAUCUGUAGGCACCUGGUCUCCUUGGAGUAUGUUAUCUCUAAGCCAGACCUGGUUCGCCUGUUGGAACAAAAGACAGAUCCCUGGGAUGUGAAGGGAAUGGAGACAGUAGCCAUACAGCCAGUGUGGGAGCACUCAACCCUCUGAGGAAAAAGGCCCAAGGAAGGUUUUUGUUUUGGUGGGUCUAUAGGAGUGCUAAAGAUGUGGAGAGGCAAGAAGAAGUUGGUGAGAAUGAUGAUAAGAUUUCAAAAUCAGAUUCAUGGAUAAAGUGAUGUUUACCUGUGUGAAUCAAUGAGAGGUAGGAGCAAAUUUAAGGAAACCAGAUACAAUAUUUUCUGAAUCAAUGUAAUGUCUUAGAAAGGUUGAAAAGCAUUCACAUUUUGAUACAGUGAAUUGAAUUUUUGUGGAAAGCUAACAUUUAAAUCUCAUUUAUUAAAUGUAUUGGAAUGAAGAAUAGACAGCAUAGUAACUUGACCUUUAGCUCACCUCUUCUCACAAGCACACAACAAUCACAA
Phacochoerus africanus (Common warthog) is the source of this 836-nucleotide messenger RNA. Its product is annotated as KRAB domain-containing protein 5-like. Bases 208 to 468 code for a protein of 86 amino acids. The transcript is spliced from 5 exons. Lineage: Eukaryota; Metazoa; Chordata; Mammalia; Artiodactyla; Suidae. The record is from RefSeq and is a predicted model, not a curated record. Gene Ontology annotation, biological process: regulation of DNA-templated transcription.